AUGCAGAUUGAGUGGCCUUCGGGAAGGACGUGUCAAAGAAGCCCUGAUAUUCGGAUUAAUGAAACAACACAGAACAACGAAAUAAAAAUGAAUAGAUUUACAGACUACUCGCUUCCUUGGAAAGACAUUUUGCAUCGAAUUUCGUAUCUGGCACAAGCAUGUAAUCAGUCCUGGGGGGCGAAAUUUCACUUCGGGACUCUGAUUUUGGUUUGGCUACUUUCUUCUUUGUGUCAAAAUGGUGGUCUUGUGGCUCACCUUGUGGACGAAUCACAGGUGACAGAUAUCAGACGCUCUGUGAUACCAUCCUUCCCCCAACCUUGACUUAGUUGCAAUAGGGACUGCGUUGGCGCAACUACGACAACGGACAACUACGAAUACUGUGUCAGGGAGGUGUCUGGGCGAAGGCUUCAGUUGUUUGCACGAAAGUCAAUUUCUGACUCCGGUAUGCGACCAUUUUGCUGCGUAGAAUACAAACCACUGAGUCCAGCUUAGCUCUCUUUACUAGGCUCAGUGUCGAUAGCGGUUGAAUACUUACUCAAGUAGAGAAAUAAGCGAUUAUAUUAACAGCGUCGAAUUUUACUUUUCCCGUCUUGGCCGGGGCAAAAAGGAAGAACAGGUCCCCCCUUUCUUGUGCAAGAACUGAAUACAACUCUAGAAGACCAUCCGACAAGAAACUUGCACUGCACAUUCUUGGAGAUGCAGCGGAAACGUUGUUGAUCUCAAUAGCCAAGCGCCAAGGCGGGAGGAGUGCUAUGAUAUUUAGCGAUACUUAGAAUUUCAAUUUCUUUUGAAUGUUUCACAUGAACCAUGUAUGUUGAGCGGGAAAAAUACUUUUUUAUCAGUCGAAACCUCGGGUGAAAAAGAAAUACUAGGUCGAAGCUGGUGGCAAAAACUACUUCUACUUUAUCUUGAGAAUACAGAAAAAGGAAAAGUGAAUGAAUUUGUGCAAGGCACGUUCUGUCGUUUGUGCCUUUCGGUUAGUGCUCACCUCGGCUCUCUUGCCAAGUGUGCAGCACGACGCUCGGCCUCUCGAGCACAUCAUGCGCGAACGGACUUGUUUUCUCGCACUAGAUUCUUCUAGAAACUGCCUUGGUCUCAUCUUCACAAACGAUUUUUCCUGCAUCGAAAGAAUAGUUGCUCCACUCGAUUCAUUUUCAUGCAAGUAGUAUGCACGAAACCAGGGUAGUUUCCCGUGCUCGCAAAACGAUGAAAUUG
Amoebophrya sp. A120 is the source of this 1215-nucleotide messenger RNA. Lineage: Eukaryota; Dinophyceae; Syndiniales; Amoebophryaceae. The record is from the annotation of a GenBank genome assembly.